This is a messenger RNA of Nannizzia gypsea CBS 118893, 2268 nucleotides long. RefSeq names its product CAMKK/META protein kinase. The record is from RefSeq and is a predicted model, not a curated record. Gene Ontology annotation, biological process: intracellular signal transduction; protein phosphorylation. The coding region runs from base 1 to 2268 and encodes 755 amino acids. Gene Ontology annotation, cellular component: cytoplasm. Lineage: Eukaryota; Fungi; Ascomycota; Eurotiomycetes; Onygenales; Arthrodermataceae. Gene Ontology annotation, molecular function: ATP binding; protein serine/threonine kinase activity. The transcript is spliced from 6 exons.
AUGGACGCCGAUCCCAUCUUAAAGCAUGGCCGAACGGCCCAGCUUGCUUUAGACACUGAAGUGCCGACUUCAAGAAGCUCGGAACCUGGUCCAAAUGCUCUCAAGGGUGCCAGGCCUGCUUCCGGCUCCUACGAUAGCCCGUUGAGACAGCAUGCUCGAUACCCGACUGCCCCACGGCAAGUUAAAGAAACACUCAACGCUCAAUCAACAUACACCAACAGCCAGGACGACAAUACAGCAGAACACCGUAUAAACCAGUACUUGAUCAAGCAGGAAAUUGGCAGGGGCUCGUUUGGUGCCGUCCACCUAGCCACAGAUCAGUACGGCCAGGAAUAUGCCGUUAAAGAAUUUUCCAAAUCCCGCCUCCGGAAAAGGGCUCAGUCUCAUGGUCUCCGCCGUAGGACUGGAAAGCAUCCGGGUGUUCAACCUGCUGGUGUUGGCUUCAAUUCACCACUCCAUCGACACCCUUCCGGAAUUGAUGAAGGUGAAAAUGGAAACUCUCUAUACCUUAUUAGAGAGGAGAUUGCCAUUAUGAAAAAGCUCAACCACAGCAACCUUGUCUCACUGAUAGAGGUGUUGGAUGACCCUACCGAAGACUCUCUCUACAUGGUGAUGGAAAUGUGCAAGAAAGGUGUCAUUAUGAAAGUCGGGCUAGGCGAACAAGCAGACCCAUACAGCGAAGAAAACUGCCGAUGUUGGUUCCGUGACCUUAUCCUAGGGAUUGAGUAUCUACAUGCCCAGGGAAUUGUGCAUCGUGACAUAAAACCAGAUAAUUGUCUGUUGACAAACGAUGAUGUCCUCAAGGUAGUCGACUUUGGCGUUUCAGAAAUGUUUGAGAAGUCUUCGGAUAUGUUCAUAGCCAAGUCAGCUGGCUCGCCUGCUUUUAUACCUCCAGAGCUUUGCGUUGCAAAAUAUGGUGAGGUCUCAGGUCGAGCAGUCGACGUAUGGUCUAUGGGAGUGACACUGUACUGUCUACGCUAUGGGCGCAUACCAUUCCAUACGAGUAAUAUAUUUGAUUUAUACAACGCUAUCAGAAACGAUGAGGUUGAACUCCCUGGCGAGACAAAUGAAGCUUUCAAGGAUCUCAUGAAGCAGAUACUGGAGAAGGAUCCUGCAAAGAGAAUUACCAUGCCACAAUUAAGGGUGCACCCUUGGGUUACCAAAGGCGGAAUAGAUCCCCUUCUAUCUGAGGAGGAGAAUACAGCAACCCUCGUGGGUCCACCGACAGAAGAGGAGAUGGAUUCUGCCAUCACUAGGAAUCUAGGGCAUGCACUUAUAGUGGUCAAAGCCGUCCAGAAAUUUAAAAGGCUCAUCAGUGACGGAAGCCCCUUGCCGAUGGAGAGCAUUCUCGGUGAGGGUGAAGAAUCACACUUCGUGCAGCCCCCUCUCCUCAUGGGAGAAGACGAAGAAGAGGAAUUCAGUGCUAUCCUGCACAAUCGAAAUAUGAAAGAGCACGUUUAUCCCAGGCGACCGGAUCAGCCCAAGCGACCAAGCCAGGCAACUAUGAAUAGUUCACCAUACGUUUCCCUCCCGCCCCCGAACACUUUCGAGCCAUGUGCAUUUCCAUCUCCACAACCUCAAUCCACCCCUGGAGCAGAUACGCCAACACGACAGACUGGUUCUGAAGGUACCCGUGGCCAUGCUCGCGACCCGUUAGAGGAAGAAAUGCCUUUCCUCAACAUAGGCCCGUCAAACUUUGGGUCAGAGGCUGAACUCAACCCAACAAAUGACACGGCCAUGGAAUCCGGUGGAAUUCCGAUCCCUUCGAAACCUGCCGUUACCGAAUCUCCUAUGAUCGUGAGUGAGUCCCCUCCAGCUGCGGACAUCGACAUCUACGAGACAGCAUACAAGGAGAUAAUCGAACGGAUAAACAGCCGGAGCCGAGAAGCACAAUCGCCUACACCGAAGGUAUACCUCAACCGAAGGGUUGAGAAAAAGCCAACCGCCUCUUCUGGCUUGUGGUCGGUAGCUAGGAAGAAUAGCAAAUUGUCAAGUCCACUCAGCCGUUCCGUCACCGAUACCGUACCCGACAACCGCCCCCCGCGUCCUAGUCCUAUCAAGCGGUUCACUGCUGCUGCUGCAUCUUUUGCAGCAUCUUCAGGGAAACAGUCGCCGUCACCAUUGGCAAAGGCGGUACAGGUGAAUGACGCGGUUCGCUCCGAUGAGGGUAUUGAGCCAAACCCUCUAGACACCUCUGCUGCUGUAAUAGAGACAACAGCCUCUCCCACUGCCCUAUCACCGGUUGAUGAUGCAAAAAAAGACAUGUGA